Ruditapes philippinarum (Manila clam) is the source of this 4964-nucleotide messenger RNA. RefSeq names its product CLIP-associating protein 1-like. Gene Ontology annotation, molecular function: microtubule binding. The record is from RefSeq and is a predicted model, not a curated record. The transcript has 41 exons. Gene Ontology annotation, cellular component: mitotic spindle; cytoplasmic microtubule; microtubule organizing center. Bases 201 to 4754 code for a protein of 1517 amino acids. Gene Ontology annotation, biological process: mitotic spindle assembly. Lineage: Eukaryota; Metazoa; Mollusca; Bivalvia; Venerida; Veneridae.
UAGAUACUACAAAUCUCGUUCUCAAAGGUGACGUCACGUAUUUGAAAUUCAUCAUGGCCGACACUGUCAAAAUUAUGGUGUCAAAUAUGAUAUAAGAAAGAAAGAAUCAAGUUUUUAGACAUUUGGGUGCUUCCAGACUUGCAUUUAAAAACAGUCUUGCUUACGGUUAUUGGACUGCUAGCCCAAUUUAUCCAAGCACCAUGGCGACUGGAACUCUUUCUGACUUUGUGCCUAAUGUGACGACACAGGAUACAAGAAAGCGACAACAAUGUUACGAGGUGAUGUCAAGGUACCUUAGUGAUCCACGAAGCUCCCUGUCAUGUGAUGAUAUGGAUGCACUGGUGGAAGGUUUGACAGCUUGGGUAACCUGUAGCAACUACAAGAUUUCAUUAAAUGGAUUGGAGAUUCUUUGCCUUAUGAUUGAUAGAAUGGGAGAAGAGUUUAAACCACAUGUUACUACAGUUUUGACAGCAUGUAUUGAUAGGCUUGGUGACUCCAAAGAGCAAGUGCGAGAACAAGCCCAACAGUUGCUGUUGAAACUCAUGAUGCCAGCCUCAACCCCACAGUAUGUGUUUGAGAGGAUAAUGGGAACAUUUAACCACAAAUUGUUUCAUGUUAGAGAAGGUGUAUUGCUUUGUUUACAGAAUACAAUCAAUAGGUAUGGGGCAAGAUGUUUACAAUUGUCAAAAAUUGUGCCGUCAAUCUGUAAACUCCUUGAGGAUCAGACACCACAGGUGCGUGAGGCAGCUUUGAAUACAUUAGCAGAGAUAUACAGACACGUUGGUGAGAAAGUACGAAAUGAUCUUACAAAGCGAUCAAGUAUUUGCUCCACAGAGAUAUUUCCAAAUAUGGAUUUUGAUGAAGACGAUGAAGUGUUUUUAUCCAAUGAGAUUGAAGCAGAAUUAGAGAAAGACUUGUGGUCGUCUCCGUUAAUGAAUUAUAGUUCACCAUUUGAUGAUUAUAAGGAUUUAUAUGCAGAUAUAGAUACGCCAAAAUCUCGUCAUAGCUCCAGUCGAUUGCCAGUGCCAGUUGAUAUAGGUCCUGGUAGGGCAGACAGAGAAGAUCAUGACGAGCCUGACUUUGCACGACCACUGUCCACAAAAGUUCCUCAUGCCAAGAGAUUGCCGAGCUCUGCCAGCUCUACCGUGUCAACGGGAUCAGCAUCGGGAAAGCGGAGUGGUCUCGGAAUGUCAAAAUCCUCCACUUCUACAGCAACUAGACUGUCAUUUAGAAGGAAAUCAGCUCCUGACUCGACAGGUGGUGGCGCUGGGGCAGUUGAUGAGGAAUUUUUCAUCCGAUCAUUUGAAGAUGUACAGAAAGUACAGAUGUUUUCUGCAAGGGAUCUUACUGAUCAACUAAAUAAAUGUAAAGAUACUUUAGCGGAUACAAACAUAGCUUGGGAAAAACGGGUAGAUGCUCUGAAGGUAUUACGGGGUGUAAUGGUUGCCGGGGCACCAGAAUAUGAUGAUUUUUAUCCAUUUUUGAGGGUUCUAGAGCCCUGCUUUAUGAACUCUGUAAAGGACUUGAGGUCUCAGGUUGUACGAGAAGGCUGUAUCACAAUAGGGUAUUAUUCACAGCGACUGGGCAACAAAUUUGAUCAUAGUGCCGAGACAUUGUUACCAGUCCUCAUCAACCUUAUUCCAAAUAGUGCCAAAAUAAUGUCAACAUCCGGGAUCACGUGCAUAAGGUUCAUUUUACAGUAUACAUUUGCAUCACGACUCAUUCCAGUCAUUACUAAUAAUAUGUCAUCCAAGGCCAGUAUCAUAAGAAGAAUGAGUUGUGAGUUCCUGAACCAGAUUUUACACACCUGGCCAACACAUAUACUAGAAAAACAUAUUGCCAUAUUACAAGAAUCCAUUAAAAAGGGUAUAAGUGAUGCAGAUUCUGAUGCUCGAUCAUUUGCCAGAAAGUCUUUCUGGGGGUUUGCUGAACAUUUCAAAGAUCAAGCCGAUGCAUUGUUAAAUCAUCUAGAUCCAGCUAAACAGAAGGCUUUACAAGGUGAACUUAGUAAUUCCUCCAGUAGUAACUCUCUCAACAGUGGUGAACGCCUAACUGCAGGGAGGGUGCGGGCACGCUCAGCUAGUCAGGACAGGGGAUACGAGACCAGUACUUUAGGGCGUGUAAAUAAGAAAAGUCAUCAAAGGUUCCGUUCAGCUCGAAGCGAUACAGGGGGAGACCUCGACAAUGAUGACUUAGAUGGCCAUCAGGAAGAUUUAGAAACAUUUAACGAACCACCGUCGAGUCACAGACAAAAUGGAAUGAUGCGUUCAAGCAGUGCGGUAGAUAUCGCUAACCGUCCCGGUGGUACGAUAUCUACUUCAACACUGCCUCGGAGACGAUCGUCUUCGACGAUGUUAGCAGCAAAAUUGUCCAACGGAUCUACACAAUCGUUACCACGGAAAUCUCAUGUCGUACCCUCGUCAUAUUCAUCCAGUCGUAUAUCACCACAAGAUCAUGGUCGUAAUCGUACACGUUUAGGAACAUCUCAAUCGCAACCAAAUAGCCGGUCCAGCUCUCCCACCCCUCGUUCAAGUUAUCUGACUCACACCACCGGGCAUGCAGCUCCUUUGACCCCUAGUCGACCCAGAAAGGCGUCCUCUGUCUCUAACCCUAGAAGUCAGGGAACCAGCAGAGAAUCCAGUCCUUCUAGAUCUGUCAAGUCAUCCGGUUAUGGAUUACCAGGACGUGAACGAAGAUUCAGCGGUAGUAAGUCUGCCGGUAAGAGUGGUUUGACAGUAAAAACAUUAAAACCUGGUCAGGACGUGGAGGAACUGUUAGCAGAUGCCUUGCGCCAGCCUCUAAGGAAACGUUAUGAGAGUUAUGAUUCAGAUGAUAAUGCCAGUGAAACUUCCAGUGUGUGUUCAGAAAGGUCUUUUAGUUCAUAUGGAAAAACCUCAGAGGAUAUGGGAGAAAUCCUUGCAUUAUUGCAAAGCAGUUCAUACCAAGACCGAAAAGAAGGUGUUGUUAGUUUACAGAAAUUAUUACGACAAAAUCGAUUUUUGACGCGAAUAGAAUUAAAGAAAGCCACAGAAAUAUUUACAAGAAUGUUCCAUGAUCCACAUAGCAAAGUUUUCAGCUUAUUUCUAGAGAUGUUGAUAGAUCUGAUACAGUUACACAGUAGAGAUAUGACAGAUUGGCUGUAUGUAUUGUUGUCACGACUACUAAAUAAACUUGGUGCCGACAUUCUAGGUUCAUUACAAGCCAAAGUUCAACGAACACUAGAUGCCACCAGGGAUAAUUUUCCGAGUGAUCUACAGUUUAAUAUAUUAACACGGUUUAUGAUUGACCAGACGCAGUCUCCUAGUAUGAAGCCAAAGGUAAUUUCUUUUCAUUUAUUAUCCUUGGUCGCCCUGCUUGAUUUGUGCGAAUAUGGCAUGUCUUCUGGAUAUUGUCAGUCAGUGAAUGCUUGUCAAGGUCAAAGGUUGUUUGAAUCAAGUUGGGAACCAUCUGCCCAGUCAGUGUUGUUUGCCCUGUUUAACUUAAAUCCACCAGAAUUUUCCAUGAUGUUGUCUGGCUUACCAAAAGCAUUCCAGGAUGGUGCAACUAAGAUUCUCCAGCAUCAUUUGAAAGGUGCCCAUGAACCAGAAGUGCUCACACCUAGAAAUACUGCCAGUCCACAGACACAUCAGAACAGGAGUAGGCCUUCUUCUAGGGGACCGUAUAGCAGAGAUGAAGCUGACACUGAAAAUAUGAACCCUGAGGAUAUAUAUAACUCAAUAAAGAAAACAUCAGCUGACAUUCAAAAUCUCAGUUUUAAUAGUAAACUUGAUCAAUUUGACGAUGUGAAAAAGCGUAAAGACUUUACGUCACAAGAUAGUGGUAUUCAGGAUUUACGGAAUGAUAGCCCGGAUGCAGGAGACUCUAGAAAAACACAAUAUAACCCAUCACAUUAUUCUGAUGAGAGUACUAUAAAUGGAUAUAACCGGAGUAAUCAAGCAGAGGCCGUGUUCUAUGCUGAAAAUGACACAUCAUUCAAUGAAGAUCCAUUCAGAACUAUUCUUGGCUUGAAGUUAGACAAGGGAUCAUUAGACCAGGAGGAGAUGAUCAGUGAAAUCCUCAAAGAGCUCUCCAAUCAUAAUGAAAGACAUGAGGAGCGUAAGAACACAAUGUUGUCUCUGAUCAAGAUGACGAGGGAUGGUAUGUUUGAACUGUGGGACGAUCAUUUCAAGAGUAUCCUGCUGAUAUUGUUAGAGACACUGGGUGACGAUGAUGUGCAAGUUCGGUCAUUGGCUCUGAGAGUUUUGCGGGAAAUUUUACGAAAUCAGUCACGUAGGUUUGAAGAGUACGCGGAACUUACCAUGUUAAGAAUUCUAGAGGCACAUAAAGAUCCAGCCAAAGAGGUUGUUAGGGCAGCAGAAGAAUGUGCGGCUACCCUUGCUAGCUACACACCACCUAUACAGAGUAUACGUAUACUGAUACCUAUAGUUAAAGCAGCAGAGUUACCUAUGAACCUAGCAGCCAUUAAGAUGCAGACUAAGGUAGUAGAACAGAUGUCAGCAGAAGAGCUUCUAUCAGUCUUACCAGAAGCAAUGCCAGGACUUCUUAAGGGCUAUGAUGACAGUGAGAGUAGUGUAAGAAAAGCCAGCGUGUUCUGUCUUGUUGCCGUAUACAUGGUAGUAGGUGAAUCUCUGAGACAGUUUCUCACAGACCUUAAUGGUAGUAAGAUCAAGUUGUUGAAUUUAUACAUAAAGAGAGCCCAGGCUCAGAAAGAGAGUGGGAAAGUGCUGUCACCUCACAGCUCUGACACAUCAUGAUAAACAGCCAAUGAAAUGCUAGCUUUUUCUAUGAUUAACAGUCAUUUAAAACACUGUUAGCCAAUCAUAUACAAGAAUGUAUGGAAUGGGCAUCUAAACAGCAAAGGCUUUUCAUCCAAUCAGAUUUAUGUUAACAACAUGAAAAUUGAAUGUUUUAGGUGAAUAUAUAAUAUAAUUGAUAAUAAUCAUAAGAGUAGUAAAAAAGAAACA